AUGGCCAUCGCAACAGCCAUCUUUGCUUUGAAGCAGAGGGUUCUGGAACACGCUUUGCAGUCAGCUAUCAUUUCGCUUCUCCUCGCACCCCUCAUCUACGUCAUUGCGAACGAGUUCAUCCGCUCAAAGGCCAGAAUUGCAAAGCUCGAUGGUCCUCGAGGCUUACCCCUCAUUGGCAAUUUGUGGGAUAUCCGGGUCAAUGCGGCAGAGCAAUACCGUAGAUGGGCAAAGAAAUUUGGAGCGGUCUACCAGAUCCAACUGGGAAAUGUCCCUGUUGUGGUUGUAAACUCUUCUGCAGCAGCCAAGGCUCUGUUCGGACAAAAUGCCCAGGCUCUUAGCUCGCGUCCGGAAUUCUACACUUUUCACAAGCUAAGAAACAACAAUCAGAUCCUUUCCGACACCGCCGGCACAACUAUUGGUACUUCUCCAUACAGCGAUUCCUUGAAACGUCGGCGUAAAGGGGCUGCGUCAGCUUUGAAUCGGCCCUCGGUAGCGACUUAUGUGCCCCAUCUCGACGUCGAAUCCAGAGACUUCAUCAAAGAGCUAUAUGAGUACGGGAAGGCUGGAGAAACUCCUGUUGAUCCUAUGCCCAUGAUUCAACGGUUGUCGUUAUCUCUAGCGCUAACUCUAAACUGGGGAGUUCGCAUGAGCAGUCAGAAAGAUGGACUCUUCAAGGAGAUUACCCAUGUCGAGGAAGAAAUUAGUCGCUUCCGAUCAACCACUGGUAAUCUUCAAGACUACAUUCCGUUGCUUCGUCUUAACCCCAUAAACAUGCAAUCGGCCAAGGCCCGGGAGGUGCGCAACAGACGCGACGCCUACCUCACGGCGUUGAACAAAGGUCUCGACGAGCGGAUGGCCAACGGCACGCAUAAGCCAUGCAUCCAGGCGAACGUUAUAAUGGACAAGGAAGCGAAGCUCAACCAGGCGGAGCUGACCUCUAUUAGUCUAACAAUGCUCUCUGGGGGACUUGACACUAUCACUACGCAAGUGGCUUGGUUUGUUGCCAUGUUGGCUCAGCGACCGGAUAUUCAAGAAAGGGCUGCUUCAGCUAUUCGAGAAUUCUAUAGCGAGAAGCAGCCCAUGUGUGAUGCCGAAGACGACCAAGAGUGCAAGUACAUAGUCGCCUUGGUUCGAGAGUCUCUCAGAUACUAUACCGUUCUGCGACUUGCCCUCCCCCGAGCUUCUGUGCGCGAUGUCCCUUACGGGCAAAUGAUAAUCCCUAAGGGCUCUGUAAUCUUCCUUAAUGCAUGGGCCUGCAAUAUGGACGCUGAGGUUUGGUCUGACCCUGAAGUCUUCCGCCCCGAGCGUUGGCUAGAGCAACCGGACGCACCUCUAUUCACGUAUGGUAUUGGCUACCGCAUGUGCGCCGGCUCGCUGCUAGCUAACCGGGAACUCUACAUUGUUUACAUGAGACUACUCAACAGUUUCAAGAUUGAGAAGUACGAUGAUGUCGACCACCACCCCAUUUCUGGCAAUGCCGAUCCCACUUCUCUUGUGGCUAUGCCCAGGCCGUACCGAGCGAGGUUUGUGCCUCGAAACAUCAAUGCACUGAGAGACGCCUUGAACCCUACUGGGGAGAAAGUCUAG
Molecule: messenger RNA, 1587 nt
Organism: Colletotrichum spaethianum
Lineage: Eukaryota; Fungi; Ascomycota; Sordariomycetes; Glomerellales; Glomerellaceae
Product: 3-hydroxyphenylacetate 6-hydroxylase
Exons: 3
Coding region: 1-1587 (528 amino acids)
Molecular function (GO): heme binding; monooxygenase activity; oxidoreductase activity, acting on paired donors, with incorporation or reduction of molecular oxygen
Source: RefSeq, a predicted model, not a curated record